AUGGACGUUGACCACAACCCGCCGAAUGGCGGCGGCGGGGACACAUCCGAGGACGAUGACUUCCAGAAGCUGCUACGACAAGCGGGCAUGGGCGUUGCAGAAGGCGAGGUCAAUCUCUUGGAAGGCAUCACGGACCGCCCGCUCGAGAUUGGCGAAAAGGCAGACGAUGCGAUCGAUUACGAAGAUAUCGGCGACGACGACCUGCCGGAAGAGGAAUUUGAGUCGGGCGAAGGUGACGACGCCGGUAUCAAUUUCAGCGGAACCACGGUGCAAGACUCUGGUGGAGCACCGAAUGAUGACGAUGUGAACAUGGAUGACCUGUUCGGCGACAACGUUGACGAUGACGACGACCUCUUCGGUGAUGGCAUGGGUCUCUCUGACCCCAUACAAAAGUCUGGACAACACGAGGAUGACCCAAUGAAUUCUAUCGAAGACCUCGUUCAGCAGGCUUUCAAUAGCUCCGAAAAUGACAAGCCACAGCCGACUGCCCACAACGCCGCUCAUGGUAUUGCGCAGCAGGAUUUGGAGGAAGAAGACCCAGAGGUGCGCGAGCAGAUGGCUCUGUUCGCACAGUCGAUGCGCAAAAAGGAUGAGCCAGCCAUCGCUCACAAGAAGACGUCGCGGGAGGAGUUUGAGAAGAUUUGGCCCAACUUUGAAGAAGACAAGCCACCACGCUUCUUUAGCUUAGUGCCACGGAAACGUGCAUUUUAUAUACCCAAAGUUCCGCAAAAGGCACCAAAGUCUUUUCAAAUGAACAAGCUUAGCCUCGACUUGGCGACAGAUCAAGAGAAAGCCUUCCGACUACAUCCCACAACAACGACAACUGCCAAACCAGGUCGACAACAAGAGGAAGAGCAAGGCGGAAUUAUUCACAUCACCAGCGUUGCCGAGGAGGAUGGUGAGACCGACGAACAGCUGGAACUAGAAAACCUCGAGACUAUCGACGAUCGCGAAAUGAUUGGAAACAUAUCAUGGAGCGACCUUAGGAUUGCAUGUGAGGACUGGGAAAUUCCGGACGAGUCUAGUGUCCCAGCCCUGGCCGAUAGUAACCAGGCACCAAGUCCACCUGACAGCGUCGACAUUGACCAACUGUCACCAAACAAAAAGCGGAAACUUGGCAGUCGCGAAAAGCCCAUACAGUUCUCCGUCUACGAUCACAUGGACUUGCCGACAUGGGAUGACCCAGAGCUUGAGACGGCGAGAUUCUUGCCCGCGUUGAAGUUGCAAUAUCCAUUCUACAAGGUCGCGCUGUCCGAUCGCGAACUGCGGUCAUUCCAUCGCCCUACCGUUACCUUCAAGCCUGGCGAGCGAGCUAGUAUCUCGACGCUCAGAUCUGUCAAAAGGAAACAUAAGAAGAAUCUCAAACCGUCUGAAGCCUUUGCAUCAGCGGAAGACCUCAACAUUGGCGACAACUCGGACCUCCUUCUUGCAGAAUACUCAGAAGAGUACCCCACGACGUUGUCUAACUUUGGCAUGGGUGUCAAGAUUCUCAACUACUACCGGCGGAAAGACAUGGACGAUACAGCACGACCGAAGCCAGAGGAUGGUAUUGGAGAGACUUCCGUCUUGCUGCCGCAGGAUAAGAGUCCUUUCUCGCUGUUCGGCACAGUCGAACCAGGCCAGCAAGUGUUGACACUCCACAACGCCAUGUAUCGAGCACCGGUGUUCAAGCACAAGCCUGAAGAGACAGAUUUCCUCGUGAGCAGAAGCUAUACCGGUGUUAAUGGCAACAGGUAUUACAUGCGCAACAUUCCGAACCUCAUGGUCGUUGGACAACAGUUCCCCUCUGUGGAGGUGCCUGGCACACAUGCUCGAAAAGUCACUGAGGCAUCCAAGAAGCGACUCAAGAUGUUGGCGUUCCGACUUUACCGCAAGGGACAACAGAAGGGUGCACGUCAGCCUUGGGUUAGUAACGAGAUGAUCAAGCAGCAUCUGCCCGGUACCGAGAUUGCGCAAAAUCGUUCCCGAAUGCGAGAAAUCAUGAAGUAUCAAAAGGACAUUGGUACUUGGGAACCCGUACCUGGCGAGACCGUUCCCGAGGAGCCAAUUCUUCGCACUUGGAUCAAGCCAGAGGAUGUCUGUUUGAUUGACUCGAUGCAUGCUGGCGACAAGCAACUUCAAGAUGCUGGUAUCAAGUCUAACGAAAUUCGUGACGACGACGAUGAGGCUGAUAACGAGAAUGCUGAUGUCAAGUUGGCACCUUGGAACACGACCAAGAACUUCUUGAAUGCCUGUGCGGGCAAGGCCAUGUUGGAGCUUCACGGUGACGGCGACCCUACUGGUCAAGGUCUGGGCUUUAGUUUCAUCAAGGUCUCGAUGAAGGGUGGGUUCAGGGAUGUUGGCGAGAGUGCAGCAGAUCGUCUUGACAACAAGAAGAUGAAAGAACUUGGUGGUCACAGCUACAACGUUCAGAGACAACAAGUCAUGUACGAGAAUGCUAUCAAGCGAAUCUGGAACAAACAGAAGGAGAGUUUGUCCGCUCAGAACCCGCCCUCCGAUACCGAAGAUGACGUCGACUCUGCCGUGGCCCGCAACAACCUACCCCGCCAGCGCUCCGAAGUAGGAACUCCCAUGAUGCGUCAUGACGAUGAAACCAUGUCCCAGAUGUCUCGCAAUAGUAAUGCAGACAACCGCGGCAAGAAGCUCAAGAUCACACGCACCAUCAAGAACCAGAACGGCGAGUUUGAGGACGUAACAGAGAUCAUCACCGACCCCGCCGUCAUCCAACUAUAUAUCAAGCACAAGCGACAAGAGCGCCUCCUAAACAUGCGCAUCGAGGACAUCAAGCCCACCGGCGACCCCGAAGUCGACAAGGCCCAGCAGAUCAAGCUCAAAACCGAACUCGCCCGCCUCGCCCGCAACAUCGAACGACGCGAGGGCCGUGAAAAAGCAAAGGGACUGCACAAGUCACAGACAGGCGAGGGCGGCGCCAGUGCAACAGGUGGACCAGGAAAAGGUGGAGCUACACCUCGCAAGUGCGCCAAUUGCGGCGAGGUUGGCCACAUCAAGACCAACAAGAAGCUCUGCCCCCUCCUCAACGGCCAGAGGAAGCAAAACGAUACUUUCAGGGACGCAAGUGCUGCUUCGCCUGUUACUGUCGUUCCUGCUACCCCUUCUUUCGCCGGCUCGCCUUCUUAG
This is a messenger RNA of Pyrenophora tritici-repentis Pt-1C-BFP, 3138 nucleotides long. The record is from RefSeq and is a predicted model, not a curated record. NCBI's taxonomy places the organism in Eukaryota, Fungi, Ascomycota, Dothideomycetes, Pleosporales, Pleosporaceae.